AGGGUAGAUGUUGCCUAGCAACGCAAGAUUAGUACAAGCUAAGCCUGUAGUCCUUGGGCCCUGCUCCACGCUACGUCGCCGUCGAUCGGGAAGGUCAUGCAGGGAACGGUUCCUCGUGGUGACGAUUUGACUGAUAGUACCCUUCAUUUAUACUUGGAAGAUAACACGUUUGUGGAAUACUUCAACUCGUUUCUAUUACUGCCGAUAUUCCCUAGUAAGAUCAUUUACAAUGAAGAAACCCGACAUUUUGAGAAAGUCUUGCCAAACAGUGGAUGUGUAGUGGCAGAGAGAACAGGGUGGAGAGGAGAUGUAUCAGAGGUUUUCAGUGCUACUAGUAUGAGCACUAUGUUCCUGACUGAUGACUGCAUUGGAGAUACUAUUGACAAGGAGCAGUGUUGGCAGUGGAUCCUGGACAAUCGACUUCCACUCUUUACUAAAAGUGACAUCUUCUCAGAGUUCAAACUGUGCAAGACACUGACAAGCACUUGCUACGAAGCUGAAGGAUUGUGGACUGGUGUAUGGAAUGGAGUUAAUAACAAAGCAAGAAAAGAAGUCAAUCAGUUGCAGGUCCUCUGCCAACACCUGGGGUUGCUCACCUAUCUUCAAAAAGGGAAAUGAGUUUAUUCUGGAAGUUUCUCCAAGGUACGGUUGGGGAAAAGAACUGGCUCUUCUGGCUUGAUGCUGAGAGAAUCAAGUACUGUACAUCACCACAGGAACAGACCAACAUGGUGAGAGGUCUGCGACAGAGAUAUCUUACACCUGGCGGACCACUGGAGCUACCUGCUGACACCAAGUUCAGACUGAGCCUAGCGGGGAAGGAACCGGGGAAGAUUGAUGAUAUCCAGGCAAUUCAGGAAAUGCUGGCCGAAAACUUGAGAUGUUACUGGUACCCAAGGUUCCUUUUGCAUCACUCUCAAAAGCAAAGUUCUAAAGGACACAUUCGACCUCAUACGUCCCUGGGAAUCCUCAUUCACUCUGUUUCUAAUCAGUCUUGCCCUGUUAAUUACCCUCGUGUGCUGACUCCACUGCUGCCUUUGAAAACACCGACUUUCUGUCGUGUAACAAGAAGAGACCAACGAAAGAGUGGCAUCAGUUCACGAGAGUAUGUACAGCGAAUAACUAGACCAAACUCAAGUAGUACAAGUACAUCACAUCUCUGUGUUCAUCAUGACUCUGAUUGUGUAUCUACGGACGGUGGUAAAAAGAUUAUGGAGCCAGGCAGUGUUUCAUCACAACAAGUAAGUGAAGCAGUGGAAAGAGGGAGCAGCAGUAACAGAAUGGCUACAAAAGAAAGCAUUACAGAUUGCAAUCUCUUGAAGAAUUCAAGCAUUAUCUUCCAAAGAGAAAGUUCCAAAUGUUUAAGUCUGCCGUACCUACUUGACAAAAGAGGUGCUAGUGAUUCCAGACUAAGUAAUAAAUCAAGGACAGGUUUAGAACCAGUGAAACAGUACAAGGAUGGCAGUAAUCACAGAAGUAUUUCGAUGCUGCCGCAGUCAUUAAGACAGAGCUACACACCAUCUCCCAUUCCAAACCUCCAACAGGACACUAUUCCCCCUACCGGGAGUAGCGGAUACCACAAACUUACAGGCUACACAGCUCGGCAUCUGCCUCACCCCCCUCCUUCAAGAGCGGUUACACCCCAUACCUCCUCAGUACCACCACUCCACAUCCUGUCGGUGUCUGGAACCCCACUUGUCCCUCCAACCCAUCACACCCCCUCCCCAACCUCACGUAUGGUUCACUGUCUGGCCUCUGAGUAUAGGAAUGCUGGUGGAUACUUUGAGGAAUACCUCAAGUCACUCAGCAGCCAAGUACCACUUCACUGCCUCCUAUUUUGGAGAGACGUUCAGGAGUUUAAGUCACUCUUUGUUAGUCCCUCGUUCCACCCUCCUACAGUUCAGGCCAAGGCAAUGGCUUUCAAUGGUCGCUAUCUAGUGGAGUCCUGCCCGUCUCCCCUCUCCCUUCCUCCUUCCCUCCCAGCCCAAGUCUCAUCCCGUCUCUGCCCUCCUUAUGAUGACCUGUUUGAUGAGGUUGAGGAUCACAUUCUACAUGUCCUCCUGGAACAAUGGGAGAUCGUAAAAGUUCAGGAGAAACUUAAGUUUCAGAAAAUGGAUACAUUUUCUUUCUCACGUGUUGGCUCUGCAUCAAGGAUUAGGGCUCCAUCAGCAGUUUCUCUAGAUGAACUCACAGAAGAGUUCACUGUGGAUGAGGCUGUCAGAAAUGACCUGUUGCCAUUCACUAGUCAGAAAACUCCACAAGACACUCCUUACCUCUCCCACAUCCACUCCCCACACCCUUACCAUAUCCCCAACCACUCCCCCUCACCUCUCAACACUGUUGUACCGUCCCAAUCAAUAAUGACACCAUCCCCAAGAAGAGCUGUGGGUUUGAAUGACAUUGUCAGUGAUCCCAAUGAAUUGGAGCACUUCAAGAUGUUUCUGAAUGAGCGAAAGGCUGCCCAACAUCUCAUGUGCUGGAUGGAGAUCGAGGCAUUUCGGGGAAUCCCUUCCAAGGAGCGCCAUCUUCGUGACCUACGAGCCCGUCAAUUGAGGGAGAAGUACUUUACCAGACAGUACCUACUGGGGCCCAAGAGUCCGGCUGGAAGAGAGGCUCAGAGACAGGUAUUGUAUAUAGCUAUCUAUUAUUAAGUAUAUACAACAAUGGCAAUUAAAUGGCUACUACAUAAGUCCAUGCUUCCAAACAAUGAGUCACAACCAGUAGCUAUUUUAUACACUGCACUAACUGCUUACAAAUGUGAAUUUCUGUGGGGGCAGUGGUCUCCCUAAUGGUCUCCCAGUUAGUAUGUAAUAUUUUGAUAUUGGUUACGGUAGAUUGUGGCAGCAGGAGGUCGUGAUCGACUGCCAUCCAGACCGAAGACCCCUGUUUUCAGAGAGGCCCAGAAACACGUCCAAGCCAAGUUAGAGAAAAAGUGGCUGGCAGAGUUCUUAGACACACCAGAGUAUAAGGCUCGCAGUGGACUUGCUACGGAGAGAGAUGAACAAGAGGAGGAAGGGAGAGGAAGGCACAGGGUGACUGUUAAUUCUGAUCUCAGGUUUGCUCAAUCCCAUGAAGCUCUUCUACUGUGCAAAGCUCUGCAGAAGGAGUCUUCUCGAGAACUGUUCCUCUCCUUCCUAUCUGUCCGUGGAACAUCAGACACCAACUGUAAGGCUGAUGUGGAGUUCUGGCUGGAGGUGCAGCGGUACAAGGUGAAUUGUUGUUAUGAUUCACAUCUUGUAACUCUAGUGCCUCAAGAUCAUUGUGAAUGCUUAACUCAGUCAUCAUUGCUUUGCUGUCGCGAACUAAUACACACAUAAAUACUCAUGCACGCAGGGAAUGUGCCAUUCACACACCAACAAGCUCGUUCUAUCAGACAAGCUGAAAGCGAUGAAGGAAUGCUAUCUCAACUCUUCUGUCCCUCCUAAACUUCACAUUGACAUACCGCAACACAUGGCUGAUGCCAUACUCAAAAAAGAUGUUGGACCUUAUGUGUUUCGUGAGGCACAGACAGCCGUGUUUCGACAUCUUUACAGCUACUGGCAGGAGUACCAAUUGAUGUGUCAUAACUUGACUUCCUUAACUGAGAUAUCCGCUGAAAUUGAAAAGAUGCAGAUAAAAAUGGAGCAACUAAGGAAGGAGAUGGAAGAAAAGGUGAGAGUGAUUAAAGAGCAGAGAUUCCGAUUCGAGACAGCAGCAGAGAAAGAGGAAAGAAAGAAGCGGGAUAGAGAAGAAAGAGAAUUUGGAGAGGUAGCAGUCAAUUUCACACUUGUUAAACAACACCCACAGUACAUAUAUAUCACACCGUUUUGUAAGAUUAUUUCUAUAGUUGGAACUGUUUGUUUUUUAUUAUCACACCAGAUUUGCAGUCUGCGGUUUUGUUUGAAACAAUGUAGAAUGGUAGUGUAUAUAAACUUGGCAUACUAUAUAUAAUUAUAAGCUGCAGCCCGAAAAAAG
Geodia barretti is the source of this 3951-nucleotide messenger RNA. The record is from the annotation of a GenBank genome assembly. Lineage: Eukaryota; Metazoa; Porifera; Demospongiae; Tetractinellida; Geodiidae.